CCCUACAAAAAUAUUGAGUUUUUAGUAAAUGCUUUAUAUAUUGAAACUUAUAAUCUUUACUGUUGGUUUAAACUCUCUUUCAUGGUAUAUGAAAAUCGUUAUAAUCUUUUUAUCGAUUAAUUUAGUAAAACUUCAUAAUACUUUGAACAUCAUUAUAUGUUAGUGCAUGAUGACACUGACCUUGACACUGUUUACACUCGUGGCAGAUGACUUUUCUUUGCUGAUAGGUUUUAAUACAAUUUUUUUUCCCUGAUACAAACUUUUCACAAGUGUUUCAUCCGGGGUUCUGAUUGCAUAGACAGUCAUGAACCGGCUGUGAUACUUCUUCCCUAGUACCGUACCUAUGUGAGCUCUAAGCUUAGGUCCAUCAGAGCUAUCUAUGGUGGUGGUUUCCAAGUUGAUGAACACGUCUAUUGAGCCAUUUUUCCCAGAAAGAGUGUUCCGAACUCUUUGCAUUUUGGGAGCUUGUGGCACUGACCUGAUGUAAACAGACAGGAACAUGAAAGGACCAAACUUUAAGUAUUAUAUUUAGAUAAUGGGCUACAUCUAUGUCGCAAUGGAUAGGACGAAGGAAACUAUUGCAAAGAGUUUCAAAUGGAAGAAAGAGAAAUAUGAAAAAGUCUUCGAGAUGGUUGACGGCGCUGGGUCUUUGAGUUGUAGCUAACAAGUUUGCGGUUAUGAAAAUAUUCAUGAAAUAACCUGAAAAAGUGGUUUAGUGAACAGAUCUUGUGCAGUUUUUAUAUGGUGUAUAAGAUCUUAUGGAUGAGAAUCAGAGUUUUGGUAUUGACAUUAAAUGAAAGAAGAAUGACUUCAACUUAUUUCAGAGACAAGGUUUUUGCAAGAGUCAUGAAGAUAAUGGAAAUUAGAGUUGAACAACUAAUGAUUAAUCUUAAUUUUGUUCAUAUUCGAGUAUUUUUCAUCAACUAUUUUAUAUAUAUAUAUGUAAACUAAUUUUAAGAACUAUUAUCUUUAGUUCUAAGAGAUUUAAUAUUAUAAAAGAUUGAAACGAAGAUUAAACAUAUAUUUCUUUAUAUAUGUUCUUUUUCAUAAAUAAGUGAUGACCUUGUAACUAUACCACACAAACAAAUCAUUUUAAAAUAAAAUAUUCAUUUUAGAAGAAAAGGUUUAUCUAAAUAUUUUUGGUUCCACGCUGUUUUCACAUAUGAAAAAUAAUAAUUUUUAAUCAACAUUGUUUGCUAAAUCAAUAAAACUGCAAACUAAAAAAAUAUGUAUUGAAACUAAUCUUGAAAAGGUCUAAACGGUUGAAAGAUGGCUUUUCUUCGGUGAUACCUUUUAACAAUCAUAUUUCCUCGAUACAUACUUUCUAGAAUUUCUGAAUCCAGAGACUAGAGUGCACAAAUAGUCAAUUGUAGUUGUGAUACUUCCCUUGUCUAUCAUCGAUGUUAGCUCUAAUGUUAGUUGCAUUGACACUAUCUAUUGUAGUGGACUCCAAAUCGAUGAAGACAUCUACUCCUCUUCCAUUUAUCUCAUCUUGUCAGAACUUUUGGUAGCUUGGGAAAUUCCACCAUGCCUUCGUCCCCAUUGGUAAGACAAUCCAUCUUCAUCAACCAAAGUCUUAGAGCUCGAGCUAGCAUUGUCUUGUUUAACGAGUUCACCUAGAAUAUAUUUUCAUGUAACUAUUAGGAAAGUUAACAUUAGUGUAUAAGUUAUAUUUCCUAUUCAAUUAUGUAAAGAACUUGCUAGACAAGUUAUGUAUUUAUAUAAAUAAGUUUAUUGGCUAAGUUAAUAAGAUGAGAGAAACUAUUAUACUACUUAGGUUUCCUCCAAACUUGACAGUAAGCUUCGAGGCAAACAACCAGAGUAGCUAUCGACUUCUUCUCUUCACUCGUUAAAUCUUUUUCCCUUAUUAGAUUUUAAAUUUAGUCAGGUUUACCAACCAGAGAAUAUCUCUCUACGUGCAUCAUCUCUGAGGCCUCUUUUCUAGUUUCAAGCAAGCUAUGAUCAAAAGAAUAUAAUAUUGAAAAAGCCAUGAAAUUUUGGUUAAAAAAAUAGAAAAUUAUGAUGGAAAAGUUGGUCUAAACCUCAUAAAAAAAGAAAAAAAAAAGAUAAUAGCUGCUUAAGUUAAACUGGUUAUUGAUGUCAUUAACAUUAAAAUUUAAGAAAAAGAUUAUAAAACAUAGCAUUCCAUCGUAAAAGGGGCUCUUCCAUAAACCAUAUCAUUCCAUCACUGCAUCCUAUCACUCAGGCAAAAGAGGCUCCUCUAUAAACCAUAGCACUUCAUCGAAAACUCGGCAUGGUGCAUUAAGAAGUCGUACGUCAGCCACAUCGUUUACCGCUAACAUAAAUUAUAUGUCCGUACCAAGUGUUAAUUGCUUAAUGAGAUAUAGAUAAUCCUUGUCCCCAGCAAGAAUCAAGAUAUGCUUCUGCUCUCCGUGGGCUCUCAAGAUUACGUCGCUGAUUAUUUUCAUGUCCGCGAUAUCAGUAUUUCUCAUUACUUUUACUGAAAAAAAAGAUAAUAACACAAUUAAAAACUAAAAAAGAAACUGAAAAAUACUAAAUUGGAUUUUUUUCCUUUGUUGUUUCCGUAAUCAUCUACGAUGAAAUCAUAACAAUUAAGUGAUCUCGGUUCACCUUCACACAACAUGUUUCUGCUACUGAGUCGGUGGUAUUCGAUAUCAGGAGGAAAGAAUGUACUAAUAUCUGUAACCAUCUCUACCUCCAAUAGUGACAAUUUUUCUUUCCGAGCUGUUUUCACAUAUCAAAAAUAAUAAUUAAUAAUUUGUUUUGCAAAUCAAUAAACUGAAAAAUAUGUAUUGAGAUUUUAGCUUUCUCAAUUGCGUUCUUCUUCUUUUCUUCUCAAAACAAAUUAUGAGAACAAUAGAUGUAGCUAAUAAAUUUAUGGUUAAGAACAAGCUUUGUGCAGUUUUUGUAUGAUGUAUAAGAUCUUAGGAUGAGAAUCAAUGGUUAAUAAUGGAUGUAGCUAAUAAACUUAUGGUUAAUAAACCAAUGGAACUUGAGAAAAAUUGUUUAGUGAACAAAGCUUGUGCAGUUUUUGUAUGAUGUAUAAGAUCUUAGGAUGAGAAUCAAUGGUUUGGUAUUACAUUAAAUGAUAGAAGCAUGACUUUAACUUAUUUCAGAGACAAAGGUUUUUGCAAGAGUGAUCAAGAUAAUGGAAAUUAGAGUUGAACUAUGUUCUUAGCUUUCAAAGACAAAGGUUUUUACUUUUCUUUUCAUAUUCGAGUAUUUUUCAUCAAAUAUUAUCUAUGCAUUUAAACUGUUUUUAAGAACUAUUAUCUUUAGUUCUAAGAGACUAAAUAUUUUAUAACAUUGAAUCGAAGAUUAGACAUAUUCCUUAUAGAUGUUCUUAUUCAUAAAUAAGUGAUCGACCUUGUAAUUCUACCACAUAAACAAAAAAAAAUUCAAAUAAAAUAUUUAUUCUUAUAAGAAAAUUUUUAUCUAAAUAUUUUUGGAUCCACACUGUUUUCACAUAUCAUAAACAAUAAUUUUUAAUCAACAUUUUUCGCUAAAUCAAUAAAAAUGCAAACUAAAAACAUAUGUAUUGAAAUUAACCUUGAAAAGGUCUACACGGUUGAAAAUGGCUCUUAUUCGGUGAUACCUUUUAACAAUUACAUUUCCCUCAUACAAAAUUUCACUAUAGUGCAUAAAUAGUCACGUUGCAUCAGUGAUACUUCCCUGGUACAUCAUCAAUGUUAGGUCUAAGAUUAGUUGCACUAGCACUAUCUAUAGUAGUUGUCUCCAAAUCGAUGAAGGCAUGUACUACUCUCCCAUUAAUCUUCAUCUUGUUAAUGUCUUCUCCUUCUGUAUCUGCUACUUGAAUGAUCUCUUGGUUUCAUCAUAGAGAAAAUACAUAUCAAGGAUGAAAUAGUUUUAAAAUGAAGUAGUGGGGCCAAUUUGGCAAAGACUAAAAGUAUUGGGGAAAGUUUAGAAAUAGAAUACGAGGAAAGCGUGUGGUAUAAACACGACCAAAUCUGUUCUGUCAAUCUCCUCAUGUCUUUCAUUCAUGCUCUUGACCUUAUUAAGGUCGUUAGUUUCAAUGUAUGGAGGAAACAUCUUAGAUAAUGUUUUAAUGAUUAGUAAGCAAAAUGGUAGAUAUGCUUGUUUUAGACUUCUAUAGAAUAGUUUUAAAGAUUUUAGUAUGAAAAAAAAAACAUCUCACUCACAUAAUGUUUCUCUCUUCUGACCCUAUGUGCAGAUUGGGCCGUAUAUAACAUCGAGAGGAGGUGUUGUUGUAGCCGACGAACUUACUCCAUACCUUGAUGUUCCAUCUUCCAAGAGUGCUACGGUAUGUUUUGCUGCUAGCUGGCUUUGUACUUUUUACCUUCCUGCUGGCAAUUCAGGGCUUUCUGGUUUCUUGAUGUCCUCAGUUUCCAAGAGAAGUUUGCCAUGCGUGUUAAGAGUUUCUUCUUCAGCGGCGGCAUCGGCUUCAUGCUUUUUGGGGCUAGGAGGUUCUUGAGAGAUUUUGCUUGUUUCAACAGCAAAACAGGCUGCGCCUCUAUCUAUAAACAAUCCAGGCCAUUGAGGGCUUUCGGGGUUGUUGAUGUCCAGAGUCGGAGUGACUAAGAGAAGAUCGUAAUCCAUGGCAUCCAAUCGUCGAAGCAUAUCGGUGUAGUAGCCGGCACCUAUGAACUGAUCUGCGAACAGGACCAAACUAGCUUCAUAACUCCAGUUCUGAGGAGAGUCCCUUACCCAUAAAUACAUGUCAUUUAACAUUCUGAGGUAUCAUGCUUGAUACGUCUCGAGGUUUUAUCCCCUGGAAAAAGGAAAAAAAUUGAAUAAAUAAAUAUUGUCAAAUGCAAGUGAGAUUAAUACAUAUAAAAAAGAAAAAAAAGAGUGGAAAUGAUCACCUCCGGGGAGAAAGUAGAUGCUGGAAGCCCACGCCUUGUCACCACCCAGUAAGGCAGACCCUUUCUUGUCAUCAUCAUCAUCAAUGGAAACUUUAUUUGAUCUUUUGUUUAUUUACUUGUACAAUGUCUCACAAGCUUUGAUAUGUAACUAGAGAAAGAUUCAAAGCUCUGUAGACUUUUUAGCUCAACACAAUCAUUUGCUCAUCCUAUUUUAAAAACAAUAAUGAAAUGGUUUAUCUUCUCUUUAUACACACAACAGUUGAUCUCUACUUAUAUCUUUCUGAUGUUGAUGCUGGAAACUUAUGAUAGUUCAAAAGGUCUUUUCCAGUUGAUGAAUUCCAUAUUCACUAUCAUUAAUAAUACAAAAAUAAAUCCAUCUCUGAGAUUGAUCAAGUUUGGAUUCUUUAGUUCCAAAGUGUCCCAAAGACUGAAACAUGUGGUUUUAGAGUGUUAGUUGCCAGAGCCAAAGCCACGAGGACCUGGCUUGCUUGAUGCAGACUCCACAAACUUCUUCAAACAUAGGAGGAGUAACCGAUCCAAAAUGCAAGAACUUGAUGAAGCCACCCGAUUACUUAAUGUCUUUCCCAACUCCUCAAGGACUUGUCAACCAAGAAGAGACAUGGAAUAUGGGUUUGGAUACUAGCAACGACCAUGCAUGGGAAGAAACAAUGGACAAUAAUGUCUCAGAGUUUGGUUAUAUUGCAGGAACAACAAGUGGUGGUUGUUUGGCUGAUGUUCCUUGGGAACAAAUUGCUGCAAGAAUCACAGAGACUGGAAUUAAUUGGCCAAGUUGUGAUGAUAAUACACCAAUGGAUUAUCUUUUAAACCUUCCAUUAUUCAAAUCUUAGUCCAAGACCCUCUUUUAUCAUCGGGUGAACUAUUAAUUGAUUGAUUGGUUGGUCAUUUUGAAUACAUAUAUAUAAAUAAUGAGUUAUAUUUUGCACUUCUUAUUCAGAGUACACAUGUCUCUGCACUAUGAUUUUAGUGGACGACACAGCUAUGACAACACGAUUGAGACUUAUUCAAACAUCCCAAAACUUGUUUACGAGUCCUAUUCUAACGUUCUAUGUGUCAAACCUUGACUUUUUGUGCAUAAAAACAAGAAAUCAACUGACCCUUUGACGUUUCAUGAUGAUAUGCUCAGUUUCCAAGUUCUCAAACUUGCAAAUUCCCCCAUCGUACUAACUACUAGUUUGUUUCGGUUUUAUACUAUAGUUGUAAUGAGAUAAACGCAAAAUGUUGAUAUAACCGAGUUGGUCUAAGGCGCCAGAUUAAGGUUCUGGUCCGAAAAGGAUUGGGUUUCAAAUUCAACUUUUGUACUUAAUGGUUCAACAUAUUUGGGCUUUUAAUGGCCAUAUUAUAAUGACUUAAAGAUUAACAAUGGCCCUGAAGGUUAGGCCCAUCUGACUACUUUAUCAUAGUUUAUAUAUUUAUAAAAAAGGUUUAUAUUUAUGGUUUUACCAUUUGAGUACUCUAUAUUUUUGGUUUUAUCUUCUUGCUAUUCUAUUUUGCGUCUUUACAUUUAUAUUGUUUGUUUAUCAUGGUUUUACACUCUAGUCUAAUAUAUGUUUUGGUACCUCCUCUUUCUAAUUCUAUAGAUAAAUGUCUGAAGUUUACUUUCACAAAUUAAGUUUAACUUUUCACUUUCUAGUACAAAGAAAAUAAUUAAGGCAUGGUGGAUGAGAGGAAUGUUAAAAUAAGAAAUUCAUAUAAUGAGGUGAUGAUGUGUCUAGUCGGAGGUGGACCGAAUUGAGAGACAAUGGCAGCGAACGUAUAAUAGGGUUGUCAUGAAAACAAUUUUAAUUGUCUAAUGAUGGGUAACGUUACAAGAAGUCUUUUACUAUUCUGAAAACAAUUACAUUUCUUAUAGAUUUUUAAAAGUGUAAGUAAACACUGAACUUCUGGAAAUUAUGUGUUCUCUAAAUUUCUAAAUUCUUGUAAUUGUUAUCAUCCUCAAAAUGAAGAAAAAAAGGAAAAACAUAAAGAAAACAUAAAGAAGAUAUAAGAAAAUAUAAAGAAAACAAAUCAUGUUAACCUAGCUACGGUGGCAGAGGUUCAACGUUCGUUAAACAAUACAUUCCUAGCUCGACCUCUCACAAAAAAAGUAGUUCAUUGCCCUAUGGGAUUCAGAUAAUGCAAGAUUACCUGACGGGUAUGACAUCAAAAAUCUUAAAGGAUCUAUUGAGUCGGCGCUGAAGAAACAUUUUGAUAGAUUUUAUUUGAAAGAGAUAGCUGCCUUUGCUCUAUGAGUCAGUCUUUCUCUAAACAAGCUGUUUUCUGGCCUAUACGGAAAGAGUUUUCGAAAAGAAUAUAGAAAUGUUUUGCAUUCCCCUAGGUAACGUUCUGAUAAUAGUGAAUCCAAAUUCACGUUAUAAAAAAAUAUAGAAAUGUUUUACAUCUAACAGUAUUAGUGUUAGUUUUUUAAUACAGUUUUUCAAGAAAAAAAUAUUAAAAAAUAAGAAAACGUUAAGCAAAAAAUAUGAAAAUUUGAAGAAAAAGGUGUCGAUAACAAUUACAUGCUGAAAUACAAUAUGACAACAAUAAUUGCAUAUUAGUUUUAAUGUUUCCGAAAUUUGUGAACGUGUGAAAUAUUUCUAAAUGUAUUCUAUUAGUGUGUUUUGUCAUUUCAUUAUUUAUGUCAUCAAUAAUUUUAGUUAAUAAUCUAAAAGAAUCUUAUAGAAUAAGAUGUCGACAACAAUUAUAUGUUGAAGUACAAACAACAAUAACCAAUGCAUGUUAUUAUUAUUAUUUUUGAAAUGUUUCUUUGUGUUAAGUAAGUAUAGUUAGUUUAUUUUGUUAUUUUAUUAUUUGUGUCAUCAAUAUUUUUAGUUAAUAAUUUUUAGGAAUCUACUAGAAUAAUAUGUCGACAACAAUUACAUGUUAUCAAUAAUUUCAGUUAAUUAUUUUAAAUAAUCUAAUAGAAUAAGAUGUUGAGAACAAUUACAUGUUGAAGUACAAAAUGACAACAAUAAUUACAUGUUGAAGUACAAAAUGAAAGCAAUAUAACAAAAAUUUACACAUUAAAAAGAAAAGUAUUUCUAGUUUCAAGCAAAAGCUAUGAUUAAUAAAUAUAAUAUUUGAAAAUGGCCAUGAAAAUUUUGGUAUAAAAUUGGUAAUGAUAAUGACCGAAGGGGUCAAAACCUCAUAAACACACAGAAAUAGAUAUUUAGCUGCAUAAGUUUAAACUGGUUACUGAAAUCAUAUCUUAACAUACACAGAUUUAAGAAACAUUAAAUUAGCACACAUAACAGGCAUACGUCACACCCGCCUAGCUAUUCCGAUGUGUAGGAGGUCCUCCCUCUAACAUAGUCAGAGUAGCACGGUUUCUAGUAGUCCUUCGCCAAACUGCUAGUGGUGGAUUAAGAAGUCGGAUGUCAAACUCAUCAUUCAAGGCUAGCACAAAAUUUGUGCUUGGAAAUUGCUGCAUGAUAUACAGAAAAUCCAUGUCCCCGGCAAUGAGCAAAACUUGUUUUUUUUUUUCAUGAGAAUUUUCAUGAGUAUCUGGAUGUGUAUCUGUAAGUCUGCGACAUAUGUAUUUCUCAUAACUUUUUCUGAAAAAACAAGAAAAAAAACAAAGAACUAGAUUAACAGAAUUGAAAAACUAAAAAGGCAACUUAAAAAUACUAAAAUGAUUUUUUCCUACCGUAACUCUUAGUGGGAUCAUUCACGACAAAUUCAUAACAUCCAGCAGAUUUCAAAGCACCUUGGCACCUAAGAGUUUCUCUCUUGAUUUUGUAGUAUGUGAUACCGUAGGAUUCGAUAUCACGUAGGUUUUGGGAUCAUAAGCAGUAAACUCCUCCACUUGAUAUCUUAAGCAGUAAAAGAGUUGCGUGAUAUUCAUGAGGCGGAGAGUAAAUUGCAUAAGGGCCAAAAGUGUAAAUGCUGAAAACUUGGUGAUCUUGUUUGGCCUCAUUCCACAGUCGCGCAUGACCUUCCUAGCAAAAGAGACAAUAUGUAUUCCCAUCUGAUUAUAAGAGAUCCGUUAGAGGUAAAGGAUCUCAAACGUUUAGAUUCUUCUUGCCUACUAUAUUUCUACUUCAUGUUGUUUAGAUUUGUUGCUGUUAUCUCAAUAGCACAUGCUUUUUUUUUAGUUGGCGACCUGAAUAAAUUUGUUUUAUCUGGUGAGUAAUUUAACCAAAUUUCCAGCCAAUCUAUCUAGAAGAGAGGGGAAUUUUGAUGGCUUUAGGUCCUUUACGAUCUAAAUGGUUUAGUGAACAUAUUUUGUGCAGUUUUUUCUUGUGUAUAUGAUCUUAGUGAUGCGAAUCAGGGUUUUGAUAUUGACAUUAAAUGAAAGAAAAAUGACGUUAACUGACUUCAGCCAAAGGUUUUUGCGAGAGAGAUGGAGAUAAAAUAGUUUAAAAGUCUUUUAUAUCUAAAAGUAGCAUUAGUGUUAGUUUAUUCAAGGCGGAUUCUAAAGAAAUUUUUAUUUGAAAAUUAGGAAAAAGUUGUGCAAAAACAUAUGAAAAUUUUGAAGAAAAUGUGAAAACCUUUGACAAAAAAUGUGAGAGAUAGUCUUCUCUCCACUUGUCAAAUUUAUGGUGGCUAAUUGUGUUUUUAAUAUCUAAAUUUAAUCACAUAACUUAUGUGAAAAUAGUUGAGGGAGCUGAACCAAGACUAUAGCAAUGACGGUUUUUUUUCAAUUGAAUUUUUAGUUUUCUCAAUUGUCUUUUUUCUCCUUUUAAUUAGAAAAAUGAGAACAACACACAUAUUAUCAAUUAUCGAAGUGUUUGAGUCAAUACUCUAAGAUAAGAAGGACAUAUUGAUCAUUCCAGGAGAUGAUGAUUAACUAAAUUGUUUGCGUAGUACAGUGAUUAAGAGUUAAAUAUUAUGCUAGAUUAUCCAAAAAAAAUCGAAUAGACAAUUUUCUUUUAAGCAAGAGUAACUUGGCUUUGGACAUCUUAAGAGGCCCCAUGAAACUCUUCUGAUAAUAAUAGAAGGAGAACAACCUUUUGUUAUUUAUGUUUUGAAAUUAUUGUGUUUUUUUUUUCAUUUCAUUAUUUGUGUAAUUGAUAAUUUCUUUUAAUAAUUUUAAAGAGUCUAAUAGAAUAAGAUGUCGAGAACAGUUACAUGUUGAAAUACAAAAUGACAACAACAAUUACAUAUUAAUUUUAAUGUUUUCGAAAUAUGUGUAUGUGUGAAAUAUUUAUAAAUAUAUUAUACUAGUGUGUUUUGUCAUUUAAUUGUUUAUGUCAUCAAUAAUUUUAGUUAAUAAUUUUAAGGAAUUUUAUAGAAAAAGAUCAUUUUAAGGUAUAUUAUAGAAAAAGAUGUUGACAACAAUUACAUGUUGAAGUCAACAAUAACCAUUACAUGUUAGUUUUAAUGUUUUUGAAAUGUGUGGUUGUGAGAAAUAAGUAUUUAUUAGUUUAUUUUGUCAUUUUAUCAUUUAUGUAAUUGAUAUUUUUAGUUAAUAAUUUUAAGAAAAUCUAAUAGAAUAAAGUGAAUAAGAUGAAUAAGAUGUAAUUUUAAAGAAUCUAAUAGAAUAAGAUGUCGACAACAAUUACAUGUUAAAGUACAAAACGCCAACAACAAUUACAUGUUAUUUUUAAUGUUUUUGAAAUGUGUGUUUGUGUGAAAUAUUUUUAAAGCUAUAUUAUUAGUUUGUUUUAUUAUUUCAGUAUUUGUGUCAUCAAUAAUUCAGUUAAUAAAAAAUCUAAUAGAGUAAUAUGUCGACAACAUUUACAUGUUGAAGUACAAACGAAAAAUAACAAUUAUGUGUUAAUUUUAAAGUUUUUGAAUGUGUGUCUGUGGGAAAUAUUUCUAAUAUAAAAUAUUAUAUUAGUGUGUUUUGUCAUUUUAUUAUUUGUAUCAACAAUAGUUUCAGCUAAUAAUUUUAAACAUUCUAAUAAAAUAAGAUGUAGACAAUAUUACAUGUUGAAGAACAAACGACUACAACAAUUGUAUGUUAAGUGUUUUUGAAAUUUGUGUAUGUGUGAGAUAUUUUUUAAAUUAUUUUAUUAGUGUGUUUUGUCAGUUAAUUAUUUAAUAUGUUUAUAGUAUGUAUUUAACUAAAUGAACUUAAAUAAGGUUAAAAACAUAAAUAAGGUUGAAUGAUUUAUUCAUAAAUGCAUUUGUUUAUUGUAUAAGGUUGGAUGAUUAUUCAUAAGUAAAGUAACAUAAUAUUUUUUUGGUAUACAUUUGUAUUUUAGGUAAUAAAGGUUAAAUAUACUAUUUAUGCUUAAUUUAAAUUAAAGGAAGUGGCAAUGAUGUAAAUACUAUCAAAAAUCAAGGAAAAAUUUAAAAUAUACUUCAGCUUUAAUAGUAUAGAUGAAAUGUGUGAAAUAUUUUUAAAAGUAAUUUGUUUUUUUUGUGUUUUAUCAUUUCAUUAUUUGUUUCUUAGUGAUUUCAGUUAAUAAUUUCAAAUCAUUUAACAGAAUAGGAUGUAGACAACAAUUAUAUUUUGAAGUACAAAACGACAACAAAAGUUACUUGUUAAUUUUAAUGUUUUCUAAACGUGUGUAUGUGUAAAAUAAUUGUAAAACUAAUUUAUUAUUAUGUUUUGUUUGGAGCCUUUUCUCGAUCAAAUAUACAACCAAUAGGUCCAGAGAAAGUUGAGUGGUAUAAAUGUCAGAUAACACUAAGACCAUGCGCAUCAGGAGCUCAUGAGGGGGUCGUGGGCUCGAGUUCUUAGGCCCGUUUGAUUUAAAAAAAAGGAAAAAUGGGUUUUAAUCGUUGAACCGGGCCUUACGCUUGAACCCGUAAGAGGCGGGUUCAAGCCACGCGUCGGGCGGUGAGUGGCUUCUCCAUUCCGCGUCGAAGAGGAAGAAAGGAGGGGAUACGCGUGAACCAGUUCAUUUCUCUCAUCAGUGAAAAAAGCUAGGGUUUUUUCUCUCCGAGGCGAUAAUCGACGCCGUGGCUUCUCCGUCGUUAUUUCUCCAUCAAAUCGAAUCCGCUUUCUCUUCUCCACACUCUUAGGUCAGUAUUGUGUAGAUUGACGGUGUGGUAGCGUAGAUUUUAUGUGCGAUAGGGAUUUCCGAUGGGGUGAUUUUAAAUCGAUUUGGGGAUUUUAUUUUUUAGGGUUUUUAAUCGUUAUGGGAGUUCGAUUGAGGGUUCAGUUACUCAUAUUCUUCCCUAAUUAUGUGCUAAUAAUUUGAUUUCUGUCACAGAUGGAUCCGGCAGAGGAGAGAAGACAUUCAAAGAGGCAACAGGAUCACAUAAACAUGCUAGGGUUCGUCAGCGAUUCAGAGUACGGGAUUCCCAAAAGGUGUCCAUGUGGUGGGAGAAUCAUCGAUGAGGUACGCCGGAAGGACGAGUACGACUCUCUUCCGGGGAAGCGGUUCUUCACAUGCAAGAACUACGAGGUAAGUUUGAUCUUAAACGCUUUGAUUAUCGUUUAUGGGUUUGCAAAUUGUAGAGUGUCUGAUAUUUGUUUUUGGUGUAACCAAGGCUGAUGGAUUCCACUAUCGUCAGCCUUGGGUGAUAGGUGUGCAGGAGGAGAUCGAAAGGUUGACUAAGCGGGUGGUGGAGGCUGAAGAAGUGAUGUUGGGGUCGUCGAAUCUCUGUAAACUGAUCGACAGACUGGAGGAUCAGGUUAAAAUGCUCUCUGAGCAGGUAGAUGACCUCACCGUUCAGGUUGCUACGUUGGAGAAGGUCUGCUUCGAAUGAAACCGAAGGUAAGACUGAACCCCACUUUAGAUGUAGUUCGAAAAUGGCUGUUACAAAUUGUUGAUUGGUAUAACCAGUUUAGCAAUUUAAUAAGUUAACUAAAAGUGAUGAAAGCUUAAAUGAUAACUACUACAAUAACUACAACUCCAACUAGAACUCUAACUACAACUUUUAAAAAUCUGUAAUUAAUUUUUUGUUGGUUGUUGGUUGCUGUGAACUCUCAAUAGAUUGUACUUAGGUGUAGUUAAUAUUUUCCAGUGAGUUGAUGUGUAUUCACUGCGGUUUGUGAAGUACUUGUGGUAGGUAGAGUUUGAUUAAUUCUUCUGUUUUAGUUAAUUAUCUCAAAUGAAAGCAAAAACUAGUUUAUAAAACAUAGCAAAUCCACAACUAAAAACACACAAACAUUGAAACAACAAACCAAACCCAAAAGAAAAUGGAUCCUUUCUCCUACAACUCUCCCGGGUUUGUGAACCUUUUAGCUUCGCAGAGCAGUCCCCCACAGGACGUGGACUCUGCUGAGGCAGUUGGUAACGCACCCGGGUUAGUUAAACCUGCAGAAAGAAGAAAGUGGGUUGUCAAAGAAGACCUUGUGCUCAUUAGCGCUUGGUUGAACACGAGCAAGGAUCCCAUAGUCGCUAAUGAGCAGAAGGCAGGGGCGUUUUGGAAGAGGAUAGAGGAGUAUUUUAACUCAAGCCCUCAGCUCAUUGGCGCCGUUCCUAGAGAAUGGAGUCAAUGUAAGCAGAGGUGGGGAAGGGUGAAUGAGCAGGUGUGCAAGUUCGUUGGUUGCCAUGAAGCCGCUUUGAAGGAGCAGACCAGCGGGCAAAAUGAGAAUGAUGUCAUGAAAGCUGCACAUGACAUCUUCUUCAAUGACUUUAAUGUCAAGUUCGCACUUGAACAUUGCUGGAGGGAGCUGAGAUUUGAUCAGAAAUGGAGGUCACACGCGUUGUCGAAAGUUGGUGGAAAGGAGAAGAGGAAGGAAGCAUGUCCGGAGGUGGUGGGUGACGAUGAAGAGGUGAGGCCUCCUGGUGUAAAGGCGAGCAAAGCAGCCAAGCGCAAGAAACACGGGAAUGAAGCAGCUUAUGAUCAAAUAGAAACCAUGCUAGCUCUGAAAAAUAACAUUUCUAAACAAAAGAUCCUUGAUCGUCUCAUUGGCAAAAAUGAGGAGACUCUUUCUGAUCAAGAAAAAUCCCUUAAGUUUAAACUAAUUGGUGAAAUGCUUUGAGUUGGUUAGUGCCUUGUAUUGGUGCUUUGUUUAUGUUGAUUUGCUUAGCGUGAUCGGAUGGAAUGUUUACGUUGCUUAGCUUAACUUGAAUCGAUGCUUAAAAUGAAAUAUUGAUUGGGUUUUAUUUUCUUUCGCAGGUCAGAGAGUGCAGGUCACGGGUUGGAGUGAAGGUGUUGGAGUUGAUCAGUCGGUAAAGUUUGAAGCCUAGUUUUUUUUUUUAAUGUUGCGGGUAGUUGGACUGUAGUCCAUCUUUGGUCACGGGAAAGUGUAGUGUUUUGUUUCUUGCUACACUUUUUUCAUUCACGGAUUGACUUAGUAUGUUUUGUGUCAGUCACAACUUGAUUCACGGAUUAUGUAUUAUCGUUUCAAACUCUCUAUAUAUGUUUGCAUUGUAUCAUUAUAUGAAAUAGCACUUCUCUCACUUAUUACUCUCUAUCAAGUUGAUUCUCUUAUAGCACUUCUCUUUGUAUUGACUGAGAUAAGAAUGUUUAGUUGUAAAUGGUAAAAAGUCGAGAUCAUUCAACUGAUUCCCAUUUAGUACCAGUUCUGAAGGAAGCCGACACAUUCAAGUGAUUCCCAUCUCGCUGCAAGCCGACACAUUCAAGUGAUUCCCACAACAAGGUAUAAUAUACAACUUAGUAAAGAUUAUGAAAAUAAAAGAUUAUGAAAAUAAAAGAUUAUAGAGUAAUAAUGAUAGAGUAAUGUAUAAAAUAGAUUAUAGAGUAAUAAUGCUAGAGUAAUGUAUUAAUUAUGACAACUUUUAUUAUUAAUAAGAAAACUUUUGUCAUGUUAGGAAAAUAAACACCAAUGUCUUCCUCAUCAAGUGAUGAAGUUGAUGAAGCUUUAGAAGAAAUUGUCGACCAAGUAGUUGAUAAUUUCUUCGACUCAGUGAUUCAUGCUCAUCCCAACAAGCCGACGAGAAGAGCUUAUAUCGAAAGACAUCGGGAACAAGGACACAAUCAACUAUGGAACGAUUAUUUCACGGAAAAUCCUACAUACCCACCGGAAAUGUUUAGGAGGCGUUUUCGAAUGAACAAGCCAUUGUUCCUUCGCAUUGUCGAACGUCUAACUAAUGAAGUUCCAUACUUUCAGCAAAGACGAAAUGCUUGCGGAAGGAACGGGCUUUCUGCACUUCAAAAGUGUACGGCAGCUAUACGUAUGCUGGCAUAUGGUCAAUCGGGAGAUACAUAUGACGAAUAUCUCCGACUUGGUGACAGUACAUCACGUUUAUGUUUAGAAAAUUUCACUAAUGCAAUAAUUGAUUUGUUUGGAGAUGAGUAUCUACGAAGCCCUACACCUGAGGAUCUUCAACGAUUACUCGAUGUCGGAGAGGUACGCGGGUUUCCAGGGAUGAUAGGCAGCAUCGAUUGUAUGCAUUGGGAGUGGAAAAACUGCCCAACAGCUUGGAAAGGUCAGUACACACGUGGUUCAGGAAAGCCGACAAUUGUCUUAGAAGCCGUGGCAUCACAGGAUCUUUGGAUAUGGCACGCUUUUUUCGGAUUACCAGGUACCCUCAACGAUAUCAAUGUUCUUGAUCGGUCACCAGUUUUUGAUGACAUCUUACAAGGUCGAGCACCUAAAGUGAAGUUCAAGGUCAACAACCACACUUAUCGUAUGGCCUACUACCUUACGGACGGAAUUUAUCCAAAAUGGGCAACAUUUAUCCAAUCCAUCCCACUUCCUCAAGGUCCUAAAGCUGAGCUAUUUGCUGAACGUCAAGAAUCCACCAGAAAAGAUGUCGAACGGGCUUUUGGAGUAUUGCAAUCGAGGUUUGCAAUUGUUAAAAACCCAGCUCUACUAUGGGACAAGGAAAAGAUAGGAAAGAUUAUGAGAACUUGUGUCAUAUUGCACAAUAUGAUAGUAGAGAACGAACGACACGGAUACGCUCAAAUUGAUACAUCUGAGUUCGAGUCAGGAGAGUCAAGCAGAAGUUCGAGGGUGCAACGGAGAGAAAGUAUUCAUGGCGGUGAUAUGUUAGGCAUUCGCAGAGAAGUCCGAGAUAAAGAGAAGCAUGAUCGUUUGAAAGCGGAUUUAAUGGAAAAUAUAUGGCAAAAGUUUGGUAAUGAAGAUUAAUAAUGUUUUUAUGUUCUUCUAUUUCUCAAUUUAUGUAAUCUACUCUUAUGUAUUGAAUAAAAAGUUUUAAAAUAUUUAUAAUAUAUUUUAAUAUUUUAUUUAUGUAUUCUCAAUAAUUUGAAAUUUUCUUUUUUUUUAUUUAUAUUAUUAUUUUAUUCCUAUGAACUCCUUCUUCGGGUUCACUAAUGCAGAAAACAACAAAUACAGGUUCAUAACUAUUUAUGGCCCCACAAAAAAAUAUUAAAAAAAUUGGGUGAACCCCAAAGGGGGGUUCACCAAUGCUCAUGCUCUAAGGCCCAAAUAAAGGAAAUAGCAUAGUUAGAUGGUUUACAUUGAUUUAAAUGAUUCAAACAAUAAAUUAUAACAUUUAAUCAGCUAGCAGGUUUGCCCGAGUGGUUAAGGGGGAAGACUUAAGUUCUUCUGCACAUAAGUGCGCGUGGGUUCGAACCCCACAGCCUGCAAAUCUUUUAGUUUUGAAUUUGUAAUGUCCAGUUGAGCAAUUUAGAUCCCAAUUACGCUAAUAUAUACUUUUGAAAUAUGAAGGAAUUCUGUGUAGAUUAAAAUGUAUAUUCUCUGACAGUUUAGUCAUGUCUUUAGUUAUGUUGCAGAUAAUAUCAUACAAUUGGAUUUAUUAUACUAUUGGUUGUAUGAUAUAGUUGAUGUCCAUACUUUAUACAGUGUGAUAAUUUCAUACAAAUAAAUUGGAAACAAAAACUUUUCUCAUGAAGUAAACGAUAAUCUAUUGCCUUUGAGGAAUUUGAAAAAAAAUCCCUUUAAAACACAACGUUCUUCUUUGCUAUAAGCCUAUAAAUAUUCAUAUAUUCAACACCAGUGGUGGAUCUAGAAACUUUUUAGCUGGAUGCACAAUAUUAUAAAUAUAUACUAUAAUUUAAAUAUUCAUUUUAUAUAUAUAAUAAUGUAUAUUAUCUAAAUAAUAACUACAUAUCCAUUUUGAAGUGCUAUUUUAUAUUUGUGUUACUCAUUUUUUGUUCACGAGAAAAAAUACUUAGUUGUUUUAGAAAAAAAUUUCAAAAGACUCUAGUAUUAAAAAUGAAUAAAGGUAUGAACUAGAAGAAAAAGAAAAAAACAAAGAAAAUCAUGCAUAACAAAAUAAAUGAACAAAGAAAACAGAUCAUGCAUAACAAAAAAAAAAAGAACAAAGAAAACAGAUUACGUGGAAAUCGUGCACACUGAGAUAUUUUAUAUCACAUGAUGAAGGCUGCAGCAAGCGAAUCCCUUAUCGCUAGCAAAUGUAUCAACUAAACUAGAGCUCAAAGAAGUGAUCGAAUUGCUUCUGAGUAAUCAUGAGUUUUUGAAGACAAAUCAAAGAGCCUCUAAAGAGGCAUAUGAAUCUCUUUUUUUUUUUUAACACUGAGGCAUAUGAAUCUCUAUCAAUUAAAAAUAUUCUCAAUUUCCAUGUUUUUAGAAUGAAAUAUUUUAUUAGCGUGGCUAAUCGACAAAUGAAAUAUGUGGACAUUUAUAGCAAUUGAAGCUCUCAACAAGUAUAUAUUUCCAGAACUCUUCUCUUUUCUUCUUAAAAAGCUUUCUUAUUUGUUUGAAUAUAUUGUGUACUUUCAACCUUUGAUUAUAAACAUUUGACAUAGUAAGCGAAUGCGCGGAUGUGAAAAGAAACUGAUUAUGGAUAAAUCAGAUCAGAACUUUAUUAUUAACUAUUUUUGUUUAAUUGCUUUAGAACUCAAGCGAAGCGCCUGUUGCCUAAUGGAUAAGGCGUUUGACUUCUAAUCAAACCAUUGUGGGUUACCGGGCGUAUAUUAUUACUUAUAAUACUUCUAUUGUUUCUAUAUUUAGAGUUUCUAAUUUGCAAAACAUUUGAAAUUUAUUAGUUAUUACUCUGCUUCUUCCAUUGGCUUUGAAAUAUCCAUUUUGUAAGUUUUCUAACUAUCCUAUUAAAUAAUUAACUGUUCUGCAAGUAACUCUUCUGUAUAUAUUUAAGCUAUUCUACAUUGUAUAUUUUCACAGCCAAACAAUUUUAAAAUAUAUCAAAAUCAUUACUAUUUAGAUCCACCAAACUCUGUCAGCAUAUUAAAUUUACUAGAUUCAUCAGUACUAGUAUUUAGGUCCACAGAUUUCCAUCAAUUAAUUGGAAAAAAUGUUUCUUCGUAAUUAAUUUUGAUUUAUUUGUGACUUUUGUAAAUGACUUUGCAAUGUAUAAGUGGGUUAGUCUUAUGGAACUUGCUUCCCACUUUUUACUAUAUAUGUCUGGUAAAAUUCCUACACACAAUAAAUUUGCAUAGGAACACUUAAGUUGUGCACAUUGUUAUUAGAGUUUUCUUGUUAUUAUAUAGGAACAAUUAAGUUGUGCGAACAUGUAGUAAAAAUUGGUUGUGAAUGGUAAACACAAAAAGAAAAUAUAAUGAAAUGUGACAAAUGAGAUAUAGGGAAAAAUCAUCUCAUUCACUUCUUCUUAUGAUAUUACUUUAAUCUAGUAACUUCAAAUUAUCAUAACCUAUGAGCAAUUUUAAGUUUUAAAUAGCAUAAAUACUUUUUUUAUAUUUUAAAAUUUUAAUAUGAAUUUACUUAAGUUUCUCGUUUUCUUCCUUUUCCAUAUGUUCUUGAGUGGUCUAAGCUAUUAAAAGGUAAUCAAUUAGAUUCGAUCCCGUGAAGUUAGAAUUCUGUAAGAUCUUACCCUAAAUAAAGCAUCCAUAUACAGUAGUACUUCUCAAGUGAUAAUAAUGUGACCUGUAAAUUUUAGAUCCACCAAGAAGGUGGGGACCUUUAUCUUGAUUACCGAUCUUAGUAACUAAUGGAUCAAAGAUAAAUAUAAUUUUUGUUUUUUCAAAAAAUAUAAUUUUUGUUUUUAAAGUUCAAUAAGAGAAAAAUAGAAAAUCAACUAGGUAAUAAAAUAUAAUUUUAUGAGAAGUCCCAAAGAACAACAACAACGGAAAUUAGUUGUUCUCUGUACUUGAUUCUCCUCAAUAUCUGAGUUUUUAGCUCUGUCUGUUUUUCUUUUCCUAAUGCAUGCAUAAGACUAUGUUAAAAGGUUUAUGCGGAUACUAUUUAACUUUCUCGACCGUAUUAACAUAUUAAAUUACGUUUUUUGUUCUUCAAAGGCUGUAAUUAUUUCGGUUAAAUCAUUUAUCAUGAACCCAAUUGAUUACCUUCUGGUUCUUAACAUCCCCCUUUUAUUACUAUAUGGAAAACUAAGAACCGUUAGUCUGGUCGAAUAGUUUUUUUUAUCUGAAUAAAGAUUUCAGUAUAUGUUUUCAUAGGUGAAAAUAUUGAUUUACUUCUCAUAAAGUGGAUUUUACUUCUCAUAACCCAUAAGUAACAUUAAAAGACACCACAUAGAGUAUAAACACAAAGAACAUUAUAAUAUUUGGGUUAUAGAAACGUGUCUUAUUUUUCUUCCAUAUCGAAGACUUUUUAUGAAGCUUGCUGACAUAGUAAAAUUUCAUUAAGAAAAAGAGAGUAUGAUAAGUUGUUGUCCAACGAAUCCUUUACAAUGAAUGUAACUACCAAAUUCAUUAAAAUUUCUAUUAAAAAAUAACACCAGAAAAAUUGUGAUGUCUCAUCUCUUUCAAGAGUUUAGGCUCAAAGCUUCCCUAUUUCUUAUACACUGUUGUUAGUUUUACAACUCAUUCCUUAUCACCAAUCUGUUCAAACCCUAUCUACUUUUAACAUACAAAAAGAUUUAUUUCCUCUCCCCCUCUAGCUCU
This is a messenger RNA of Brassica napus (rape), 19400 nucleotides long. Its product is annotated as putative nuclease HARBI1. Lineage: Eukaryota; Viridiplantae; Streptophyta; Magnoliopsida; Brassicales; Brassicaceae. The transcript is spliced from 2 exons. The record is from RefSeq and is a predicted model, not a curated record. Bases 14458 to 15723 code for a protein of 421 amino acids.